AUGCAGAUACGCCCAUAUACGAGUACCCGGCGUAAUGACAUCAUCACGCCAACCCCAUUACAUACACCCAGCUUGUUGGUUAUCAAGUCUAAAUACAGCAGUAGACUUGUUGUGGGAGAUGAUCUUCGUUGUGCUCUUGCAAAGACUGCCCUGAGAAUUUCUGAUCUGGAUGGUAUGGGAAAUCUGAGAGUCACCAAGAAGGGAAUUCGACUUGAAGGUAUAUCUGAGUUUCUACUUCCAUUGUAUGUGAAAGAAAUUCAUUCCCGAAAGGAUAGUCCACUGGUCUUACAGUCUGACAGGAAUGUAACAGUGAAUGCAAGAAAUCACAUGGGGCAGUUAACUGGACAGCUGACAGUAGGAGCUGAUGCUGUGGAAGCUCAGUGUAAAAGAUUUGAAGUGAGAGCAAGCGAAGAUGGCAGGGUGCUGUUUUCUGCAGAUGAAGAUGAGAUUACCAUUGGGGCUGAAAAGCUGAAAGUUACAGGCACUGAAGGAGCAGUAUUCGGGCACUCAGUCGAGACACCUCACAUCAGAGCAGAACCUUCCCAAGACCUCAGGCUUGAAUCACCAACCAGGUCCUUGAUAAUGGAGGCUCCUCGAGGGGUCCAGGUGCGAGCUGCUGCAGGAGACUUCAAGGCCACCUGCAGGAAGGAGCUCCACUUGCAGUCUACAGAGGGCGAGAUAUUUUUGAAUGCGGACACCAUUCGGCUGGGAAAUCUGCCCACCGGCUCUUUCUCGUCUGCACCCAGCUCUCCCAACCCUCGACAGACAGUGUACGAACUGUGCGCCUGCCCCAACGGCAAACUCUACCUUUCUCCGGCAGGAGUGGGUUCCACCUGUCAGUUCAGCAGCAGCAUCUGCUUGUGGAGCUGAAGUGACUGAUUCCUCCUCACACCAGAAUAGCCUUUUGUUCCUGUCUGUCUGCUUCACGGUUCUGCUCGGUUUCCCUUGUGAUCAGUCCAGAGCUGCUUCAAAUGGUCCACGGAGCAACUUCUCCCGGCGUCAGCAGGGAUUCGCCUCCACCUUCUCGUGUGAGUUACUGUCCCGCUCAGCACAGAGGGGGUGCGUGGCAGGACAGCGGAAGCUCGUCUUCAGCAGGAAAACUGGAUCAUAACUUUGGCUCAAAGGGAGAAUAACAUAGGUGCCUUUGCUACAUGAAGUGAAGCACACAGUUUUAGAUUUUUGCAGGACCUGGAUAUGAACUGCACAUAUGUCCAUUACCUAGAUGAAAUUCCCUAUGUCCAGUGGCAAGAUGAAAUGGUUAACCCUGUGAGAAAACUAACACGACAGUCUGAAAGCACAAUUUUCCAUUCAUCUUUUUAGAUGUACACUUCCCCCGCCCCGAGAAUUUUAAAA
This is a messenger RNA of Myotis brandtii (Brandt's bat), 1353 nucleotides long. It is a transcript of the gene SGCZ, whose product is annotated as sarcoglycan, zeta. NCBI's taxonomy places the organism in Eukaryota, Metazoa, Chordata, Mammalia, Chiroptera, Vespertilionidae. The transcript is spliced from 7 exons. Gene Ontology annotation, cellular component: sarcoglycan complex; sarcolemma. The record is from RefSeq and is a predicted model, not a curated record. Gene Ontology annotation, biological process: heart contraction; cardiac muscle tissue development. The coding region runs from base 1 to 870 and encodes 289 amino acids.